Oncorhynchus kisutch (coho salmon) is the source of this 2836-nucleotide messenger RNA. Its product is annotated as calcium uniporter regulatory subunit MCUb, mitochondrial. Gene Ontology annotation, cellular component: uniplex complex. The record is from RefSeq and is a predicted model, not a curated record. The transcript has 9 exons. Gene Ontology annotation, biological process: mitochondrial calcium ion homeostasis; calcium import into the mitochondrion. Bases 191 to 1204 code for a protein of 337 amino acids. NCBI's taxonomy places the organism in Eukaryota, Metazoa, Chordata, Actinopteri, Salmoniformes, Salmonidae. Gene Ontology annotation, molecular function: calcium channel inhibitor activity.
UUAUCGAACGUCACGUUCUACAGUAAACAUUCCACCAAUGAGAAGAUCUGAUUUGACACGGGAGGGAGAGGUGCGCCCUUCAGUGUAUUCAACAGCGAUGGAAGUUGUUUGUUUUUAAAGUUCCGUAUAAACAUAACCGGUUCGGUUUAAUCGCGUUCGUUCGUUUUUACUUUGUCUCGUGUUUUUGACCAUGAUUUGGUUCGGUAGAGUUGCCAAACUUCACUACGGAGUUCUCCGCUGCUCGCUCUCCUCUGCCUCUGGAAAAAGUUCCAGCGCGAUUCAAGUUCCCUACUUGUCCAGACAGUGGUGUAGAUAUGGGGCACCAAGACCAGUUCACUACUACAGCACCCUACCACCUGCCACAGGUAACUCAGAUAUAUCUAUACAGUAUAAGUAUGGACGACCAGUGUUGUCUCUCCCCCUGCCCUCCCGCAGUGAGUUGUGUCAGUUCAGUCUGCGUCCCAUGUUGAUGACAGUAACAGACUUCCUGUCAGACAUACAGAGAGAGGACCCUGGAGUAGCUAUCGCAGCUGUACUGAACACAGAUGGAGAGAGGGUUUGCUCUAGCACCUCUAUAGACACAGUUCUCAAUCAGGACUUCCAGAUCCUCAUCAACAGCACCAUCUACAGGAUACACUCCCCGGGCAGAGAGUCUCCAGAACAUUCCACCAGUAUAGAUGACAUGAAGACCGUCGUCCACAUGCUCCAGUCAGCUCUCAACCUGCCAGAACACCAGCAACUGAGACAGAUUCAGCUUCUCCGCAGACUGGAUACACUGAAGCAGGAGCUGGGACCUCUGGAGGAGGUGCGGGCCCAAGUGGCUGGGAGGGCGGAGUCUCAGUCGAUGCGUGUAGAGUGGGCGGUGCUUGCCUUUCUCUCUCUACAGGGAAGCUUUCUGGGAUACCUGACUUGGUUUGUGUUUGCCUGGGACGUGAUGGAACCAGUCACCUACUUCAUCACCUACGCUACCAGCAUGGGCUUCCUGGGCUACUACAUACUCACUAAACAGGAGUUGCUCUAUCCGGAUGCUAAGGACCGUCAGUUUCUCCACUUCUUCCACAAGAGAGCAGCAAUGGAACACUUUGACACACACAGAUACAACGCACUACGAGACCAACUGGCUACGGUGGAGAGUGAUCUGAAACGCCUGAGGAACCCUAUUCAACUACAGCUACCAGUGGACCCCAUUCAGCCCAGCAACUAAACACCACACACACUACACACACUAAACACUACACACAUUAUACACACAAUACAAAAGGAGCAAUAUUGUAGCACCUUAAUUUGUUCUGCGUAACACCAGCUCUACAUUACAUCUCACGUGGACUCAGAGAAAUAUGUCAUACGCCUGGGUUCAAAGAAUAUCAUUUCAGAGAUUUACUAUAUGAAAUAAAUUCAUCAUUUUUAUCUGUGCUUGAUUGAGCUUGUCUGGAUUAGUGGACCAAUCGAAUAGUCCCAAAACCUUAAACCCCGCCCAUUUGGCACUUCAGGCAGGCUAAAACAAACACUCAAAGUGUUUCAAAUAUUUGUUUUAACGUCUGGUCUCGGGGUCUCUGUCUGUUGAGUAUAUCGGAUCUGGGUUCUGUGCAGCAUCUUUGUUCUGAAGUAGAGUAUCUGGGUUCUGUGUAGUAUCUUUGUCUCUUGGUUCAGUCAGCUUCUUCAGAAAGCAUUCAAACCCCUUGACCUAUUCUACAUUUUGUUGUGUUAGAGCCUCAAUUCAAAAUGGAUUCAAUAUAAUUAUAAUAUCCUUCUUUUCUCACCCAUCUAAUAAUGACAAAAUUAAAACAUGUUUUUAUACCCCUUGAAUGAAAUACAGAAGUAUCUAAUUUACGUAUUCAACCCAGCUGAGUCAAUACAUGUUAGGAUCACCUUCGACAGUGAUUACAGCUGUGAGUCUUUCUGGGUCAGUCUCUAAGAGCUUUGCACACCUGGAUUGUUGGUUGUUGAUCAUUGCUAGACAGCCAUUUUCAAGUCUUGACAUAUAUUUUCAAGAUGAUUUAAGUCAAAACUGCAGUGAAGAUUUGGCCUUGUGUUUUAGGUUACUGUCCUGCUGAAAGGUGAAUUAAUCUCCCAGUGUCUGGUGGAAAGAAGACUGAACCAGGUUUUUCCUGUCCUUAGCUCUAUUCCAUUUAUUUUUAUCCUGAAAAACUCCCUAGUCCUUGCUGAUGGCAAGCAUACCCACAACCUGAUGCAGCCACCGCCAUGCUUGUGCAUAUGGAGAGUUUUACUCAGUGAUGUGUUGGAUUUGCUCCAAUCAUGACACUUUGUAUUCAGGACAAAAAGUUAAUUUCUUUAUCACAUCUAUUGCCGUAUUUACAGCCUUUUUGCAAACAGGAUGAAUGUUUGGGAAUAUUUUUUAUUCUGUACAGACUUCCUUCUUUUCAUUCUGUCAAUUAGGUUAGUUUUGUGGAGUAACUACAAUGUUGUUGAUCCAUCCUCAGUUUUCUCCUGUCACAGCCAUUAAACUCUGUAACUGUUUUAAAGUCACCAUUGGCCUCAUGGUGAAAUCCCAGACAGGUUUUCUUCCUCUCUGGCAACUGAGUUAGGAAGGACGUCUGUAUCUUUGUAGUGACUGGGUUUAUUGAUACACCAUCCAAAGUGUAAUUAAUAACUUCAUCAUGCUCAAAGGGAUAUUUAAUGUCUGCUUUUAUUUUUUUACCCAUCUACCAAUAGGGGCCCUUCUUUGUGAGGCUUUGGAAAACCUCCCUGGUCUUUGUGGUUGAAUCUGUGUUUUAAAUUCCCUGCUCGACUGAGGGACCUUACAAUAAUCUGUAUGUGUGGGGGUACAGAGAUGAAAAUCGUCAUUCAAAUAUUAAACACUAUUGUUGCACACAGA